AUGCAGCAGUGGAAGAAUUGGAGACGUCCCUCCCUACGUCAAUCGCAUGACCCUGUCUUGACGGCCGAGGACGAGGCAUUCCUACAGGAGAUCAUGUCUGAUCCGGCGAAUCAAGGACCAGUCUCGCCGUCUACUGAAGUUGAUAACCAUCUAUCACCUGUGUCCCCUGUACCAACGGAAACGCUGGAAACCAGCCAAUCGCCCGUGUCACCGGCAGAGGAGUUUGGUAGGGAGCUAGGGGAGGAAGAACGGAAGGCCAGGGAGAAGACAGAGCGCUCUCAGAGCGUCUCACAGGAUUCAAAAGCCGAGGCUUCUUCGCAGAAGAGGGGGCCAUGGAGCUGGAUUCGAAGGAAGAGUACCGUGGAAAAGAAGGUCCCGAUUCCUCCACCGUUCUCACCUACUCAAAAUGAUGUACAACCAUCCGAGCGCAAAGACGAUGACGAAGCGAAGCAAGAAGCAGAAGAUAUGACGGAGAUCCUCGAGCGCCUUAACCUGGCGGCCGAAAACAAUCGCGUGUUUUCCAUAAGUGACGAGACAAGGGAGCUGCUACGUAAAUUCACAUUGAUCUUUAAAGACUUGGUCAAUGGUGUUCCCACGGCAUACCAUGAUCUUGAAAUGCUCCUCAAGAACGGCAAUAAACAACUGCAAAGCACAUAUUCUCAGCUCCCGAAAUUUAUUCAAGGUCUGAUCGAGAAGCUCCCUGAGAAAUGGACCGAGACACUGGCCCCUGAAGUUCUUGCAGCUGCCACUGAAAAGGCCAGCAAAAGCGGUAUCAACGUGGAUAAUGUAGGCAAGGCCGCCGCUGCCGCCAACAAGAUGGUGUUAAAGGUGCCGAGCUUGAAAGAACUGGUGGGGAAGCCAGCAGCACUUGUAGGAAUGCUACGGUCCAUCAUGGCUUUUUUAAGAGCCAGAUUCCCGGCCGUGUUGGGUAUGAAUGUGCUUUGGUCAUUGGCAUUGUUUAUCCUUUUGUUUGUGCUCUGGUACUGUCACAAACGUGGUCGUGAGGUCCGACUCGAAAAUGAGCGCCUUGUGACAGAGGAGGAGAUUGGGAAACUGAAUGAUGCAUCCUCUGAAGGAAAGAUCCGCCGGACUGAGACGUUGACGACCACGGCUCCCCGAGGAGCUUCCGCCGCGGAAAUCCGCCAGGGGGUGAAGGAGGUCGAACAAGCACGGGGGGCAGCCGCUACUGCGAGUAGCUCCAAGGGAAAGGAAAAUGCGCCUAGUAAUGACAUCGCUACCAGGCCCAAAAGAUCCAAGUCAAUAAUGUCAAUCUGGUCUAGAUCAGACCAGAAAGCGACACCGGCAGCACCGAAAAUUGAACCUUACCCGGGCACAUGA
Molecule: messenger RNA, 1338 nt
Organism: Aspergillus sclerotioniger CBS 115572
Lineage: Eukaryota; Fungi; Ascomycota; Eurotiomycetes; Eurotiales; Aspergillaceae
Exons: 3
Coding region: 1-1338 (445 amino acids)
Source: RefSeq, a predicted model, not a curated record